AUCUCCCAUUUCUAAUUCAUUCUCAGUUCUCCUCUCUCAAUGGAGCCUCUCCACAUGGACGGCCAAGAACGUCCUGCUCCCCUUCAACCGUUACUGCCACCGCUUAACCCUACUCCCUAUGGACUUUUUUCCCCCUCACUUCCUUCCACCUCUCUACAGCCUUCAUUGGAACCUCAGCUGCUUCCGGAGAUUGAUUGGAUUGGGCUUCUCUCAGCCCAAGGUGGGCUCAGCACUGACAACAAGGUAGCGCCAUUGAUGGAAGCUGCUUCUUUGGUUUCUAAAAAUGGAGGUGAGGAAGAAAAAGGAGACAAGGACAAGAGGAAAAGUAGCAAGAUGAAGAAGACAACUCGACCUAGGUUUGCGUUCCAGACGAGAAGUGCUGAUGAUAUCCUUGACGAUGGCUAUAGGUGGAGAAAAUAUGGACAGAAAGCUGUGAAGAAUAGCAGUUACCCCAGGAGCUACUACCGGUGCACGCAUCAUACAUGCAACGUGAAGAAACAAAUUCAGAGGCUCUCAAAGGACACAGGGAUCGUUGUGACGACAUACGAAGGCAUUCAUAAUCAUCCUUGUGAGAAGCUGAUGGAAACCCUAACUCCUCUUCUCAGGCAAAUGCAAUUUCUCACAAGGUUCUAAUUAUUGAACUCUUUACUUAAGUAGUGACCUUCAUCGCAAGUACAAUAAUAAAAUGAAGCAAUAUUUGUUCUUGGUUUUUUUCCUUUAAUUCCUGUAUUUUUGUCCGUGUUAAAUGUGGAGGCUGUAAUUAAAAUUAAUGGAUCCCA
Rubroshorea leprosula is the source of this 779-nucleotide messenger RNA. NCBI's taxonomy places the organism in Eukaryota, Viridiplantae, Streptophyta, Magnoliopsida, Malvales, Dipterocarpaceae. The record is from the annotation of a GenBank genome assembly.